Leptopilina boulardi is the source of this 1078-nucleotide messenger RNA. Its product is annotated as dnaJ homolog subfamily C member 17. Gene Ontology annotation, biological process: spliceosomal complex disassembly. Gene Ontology annotation, molecular function: nucleic acid binding. Gene Ontology annotation, cellular component: spliceosomal complex. The transcript has 6 exons. The record is from RefSeq and is a predicted model, not a curated record. Lineage: Eukaryota; Metazoa; Arthropoda; Insecta; Hymenoptera; Figitidae. The coding region runs from base 108 to 1016 and encodes 302 amino acids.
UUCAUAUUACAUUCAAUGUUUACUUUUACUUCUGUCAAAAUUAUUCACUCUCAAACGUUUGUUUUCUUUUUCUAUUAAUAAUAAUAAUAUAAUCCUUAUAAAAAAAAAUGGAUAAUUUAAUAGAUAUGGAUUUAUAUAAAAUAAUCGGUGUCGAAUCAACAGCGACUGAAAAGGAGAUUCAAAAAGCGUUUCGUAAAAAAUCACUUGUUUGCCAUCCGGAUAAAAAUCCAAAUAAUCCAAAUGCUGCGGCAUUAUUUAUCGAGUUGAAAGCUGCAUUAUUAAUAUUAACUGACACAGCAUCGAGGGCAAGGUACGAUAAAAUAGUAAAUGCAAAACUUCAAGCGAAACUUCGGGCAAAAGCGGGUGACGCGAAACGACAAAAACUUAUCAAUGAUUUGGAAUAUCGCGAAGCAGCGGCACGAAAUGGUACACCAAUUAAUGAAGAACAAAGGUUUAAGGCAACUGUCGAGCGUGUGGAGCAAGAGAAUUUGGAACAAAUGCAAAAAGAAUUGGAACGAAUGAGACAACAAGUAAUUGAUGAAUUAAAUAAAAAUGCAAAAAACGAUGAGAAUCUUUGUAGAAUUAAAAUAAAAUGGAAAGAUGAUAAAAAUAAUUCUACAAAUAUUAAUUACGACUAUUCAACGCUUCAUAAAAUAUUAUCAAAGUACGGACAAAUAUCAGCACUUGUUUUAUCGGGGAAAAAAGGAAGAGCAAUGGUACAAUAUUUAGAUUCGGACACAGCGAAAUUGGCUGCCGAAACUGAGACUGGCCUAUCGGGAAAUCCAUUAAUUUUAAAAGGUCUUUGGAAUCCAAAUAAUUCAACGCAAUCAAAUAGUAUCAAUCAAGAAUCAAAUAAAACUAUUCAAAAAUCAUCGGAAACAUUAAAAAAUGUUGGACAAUCAUCAAUGACAAUUGAUUUUGAAGAAAUGGUUCUUGCAAAUUUACGAAAAGCCGAAGAACGCAAACGACAAACAAAUUUAUCUCCUUCAAAUAAAUUUGAAACUAAAAUUAACUGACAAUAAUUAUUACUAUUAUUAUUAUAAUUCUGUAAAUAAUUUAAAAUUAUAUGAUAAAUUUA